AUGAAUUUUACAAAACCACCGUUACCGUUCUUUGGAAAUAAGAGUAAAUGUAAAGAUAUUAUAUUGAGAGAACUUAAGAAACUACCGAAUGGUCUAACAUUUGUAGAUUUGUUCGGUGGAAGUUUCUAUAUAUCCCAUUUGUGCCAUACAAUAUUCCCAGACUCAAAGAUUAUAUGCAAUGACUUCGACAACUAUAUGGACCGUCUCAAACAUAUUCCAGACACAAACAAUAUAUUGAAAGAGUUAAAAGAAAAGAUACCUAUAGGUAAGAUGGAACGUAUACCAUUAGAUAAGAAAAAUAUUGUGAGAGAGGUUUUGAAAAAAGCAGAAUAUAUAGACUGGGAUAGUAUAUCUGCUAGACUAUUAUAUAG
Molecule: messenger RNA, 371 nt
Organism: Trichomonas vaginalis G3
Lineage: Eukaryota; Parabasalia; Trichomonadida; Trichomonadidae
Product: phage tail repeat-like family
Exons: 1
Molecular function (GO): site-specific DNA-methyltransferase (adenine-specific) activity
Source: RefSeq, a predicted model, not a curated record